Molecule: messenger RNA, 483 nt
Organism: Medioppia subpectinata
Lineage: Eukaryota; Metazoa; Arthropoda; Arachnida; Sarcoptiformes; Oppiidae
Source: the annotation of a GenBank genome assembly
AUUCACAAACUUAUCACAAGUUUUUAAUAGUUUUGAAGACUAUAUCUCUCGAAGACUACCUCAAAGACAAUGCAAUUCAAAUCAUUGAUGCUUUUGACGGUUCUAUUGGUGGCACUCAUGUUGGCUCAGGUAUCCCAUGUGAGCGCCGGCUAUCUAUACGGAGGACCCGAGUCUACACAUAAGAGUACACAACUACUGGUCAAAACAGGUAUACCUAAAUACUCCAACUGGUGGAGGGCUGCGGGUUUUCCUACCAACGAUGGGAAGUCUCCUUUUAUAUAUAUUAUUUCCGAGCCAACUGGUGGAGGGCUGCGGUUUUCUGACCUACGAUUUGGAUUCACUUUCAGACGAUUGGCGCUUAUUAUCGGUUCAACUCUUUCGGAAGAAGUCAUUGUCUAUUCGCAUAUAUUGUUGACCUUUUAUGCCACCGAAGACCAGAAGAUAUACAAAGCCUUGGAUGAGACAAAUGGUAUCUAUAGUUAA